UACUCGGGCGACCGCUACUACGAGCGGCGGCGUGGGUCGCCGCCUCCGCCCCCGCCGCCGCCGGAGCGGGGCGAGCGCGAGCGCGAGCGGGAGAAGCGGCGCCAGGCGGAGCGCGAGAGCCGGGCGGCGGCCGCAGCAGCCGCGGCUGCCGCCGCAGCCGCCGCCAACGCUUCCCCGCCGGGGCCCCCGCACCGCAAGGAGCCCCUCCCGGAGCCCAAGCGCCGGCCCGCGCGCUCCUCCUCCGAGGAGGAGGAGGACGGAGAAAACCUAGAGAGCAAGUUUGAGAAGCAGACAGCGGAAGCUGCGUCCCGUCAGCGACGGCAGGGUGGCACUAAGGCACCUGUGCUUACCCUUCCCAAGGCGAAGCUGCCCUUCAUUGGCCGCAUGCCCAUCCUGAAGAAGCUGGCCAAGAAGAAGGAAGAUGAGGGCAAAGAGGGGGAUGGCGCAGAAGGCGGCGAGGAACAGCAACAGCUGGUGAUGCAGGCGAAGCUUCAGGAGAUGGAGGACGAGGAAGCAGCAGAGGGUGAGGGCAAGGCAGGUGAGGAGGAAGAGGAUGAUGGGCGAACGGAGGAGGAGCGUGAACGUGAUAGGCUGCGGGAGCGACAGCGCGCUCGCAUGGCGGCACUGAGUGAUGGCGUACCUGGCAUGGAAGACGAGGAGGAAGAGGAAGAGGAUGGCGGCAUGAGCACGAUGCAUCACCGCCCUCCAGCUCCUGUCAAUGCCGAGCCACAGGAUAUGGAAAUCGAUGAAGACGAAGAGGACGCAGGCAUGACUGCUGCCGAAGCCAUGAUGGGUGAUGAGGCUGUAGUAGCAACCAUGUCUUCGCCAAUUGUCGCAAUGGCACCUGCUGUAAUGGCUGGACCCCCUCCCCAGGUGCAGCAGGUCCCUCCUCCGCAGGUUCAACUGCAGAUGCAACAGCCACCGCCUCCUGCGUCUCAGCCCUUUGACGCUGCGGAGUCAGUGACCCCAGCGGCUGGUACACCUGGAGCUCCUGGCUCUCCUAAAAAACCUUCAGACAUCCCACUGCCUAAAGACUUCCAGGAUGCUCUGAAUAUUCUCUUCCCGAGUCAGACUGAGGGUGAAGAUGGGGUAGUAAAACCUCCUGGUGUAGAAAGGGAAUCUUCGAAGACCAUAGACGAUGAUGACUCUCCCAGCAAGCUGGCAGCAGCUGCUGCCAAUGUAGCUUCUGCAGCUGGCAUGUGGGUGGCCCCUCCAGGCAUGCGAAUGCCACCUCCAGGGCAGCUAAUGCAACCUCCGCCUCACAUGACGGGCUAUGCCAUGCCUCCCCCAACCAAUUACCAGAUGAACUAUCCAUCCCAGACCAUGUAUGGACCUCCGCCUCCAGGCAGCAUGAUGCCUCAGAUGACGGCACCACCACCUUACGGAAUGAUGGCUGGCCCGCCGCGCAUGGGCAUGGGGCAGCCUCCGCCAAUGCCCAUGGGCCAACCCCCAAUGCCACCCCCUCCGGGCACGCCAAAUGUAGAAGAAGAAGUGACCAUGACGGCGGAAGAGGAACAGCAGAUCAUGCAGCAGCAAAUGCUUCCUGAGCAUAUAGAGGAAGCCCAGGCACAACAGGAAGAAAUGGAGAGGGAAGCUGCAGCGGCCGCCGCAGCUGCGGCUGCAGCAGCAGCUUCUCAAUCUCCCCCUAGGAAAACAGAGCCUUCUGGCCAGAUGACUGAUGAUGAUUUGGCAAUGUUGGGAAUAGACGCUGAAGACAUGGCUGCGCAAAGCUUUUAAUUUUAAUUUUUUUCUGUGCAGUUGUUAUUAACAUUAUUGGUGAUUAUGAGGGUGUGUAUCAAAGGAUUACAUUGUAGGUUCAAGAGACUUGAAAUAAAUACAUUUAAAAGUGCUCCGCUGUGUGUCUGGGAACUUGGUGCUCUGUAUGUCAAGUCAAUAGAUGAAUGUUUUUCUGAGGAGAGCAAGAUUACCUGAGUGUGAGUUAAGUGACAUGUUUUGUGAAUGGAAAGAUGACAGGUUUUGUGAGUGGAAAGAGAGUUCAGAAUUGAUUGAAAAACCUGGGUCAUUAUGUCAGUGUUACAAAACUUAUUUUGCUGGACACCAUACAUUUUUGAUGUCUUCUUGUUAUGAUUUGUUUAUCUUAUAUGUCUCCAAAUUUGGCAUAAAGUUGGUUCAGACAAAUUUUAAAAUAAUUUGAAUUUCAUUUGAAUUUAAAUAAAUUCGCAUAAUUGUUUUUUAUGGGGAAAAAACUCCUUCAGACACAAUGUAAAAUGAGUUUGAAAUUCAAUGUCAGUAUUUUAUUAGAAAAAUGUACUAGUUUAAUCAUUAAGUUGAUUGAUUGGCAUUGUAAACUAUAAUUCUUAUUAAAAACUGAUACAAACUCUAAUUCCAGUUUAAAUACUUAUAUAUUUAUAUUUCUGUAUUAAAUCUAUAAAUGUUCUUUAACCAUCUGUUCAGUAGACUAAUUCUCAUAAUUGCUUAUGAAAUUCAUUCUGCUAAUACAUGACUAUAUUCCCACAUGUUCUAUUUUAAAGGCAUGGAUUUCAUAUUUCCUACAUUUAUAAAAACACGUCGAUAAAAAUUUGUUGGAAUUAAAUCAUAUUCUGCUUUUAGAGCUGUUGCACUUUCGUGCUAAUGGACAUGUUGGAAAGUCCAGAAUUUCAUUUUGGAAGUCUCAUUUGAAAAAGGAUCAUUUGGCUUAGACUUUAUGAUCAAAGUAACAAUCACAAAAAUGGAUUUUUACUU
Messenger RNA from Gryllus bimaculatus (two-spotted cricket), 2703 nucleotides. Lineage: Eukaryota; Metazoa; Arthropoda; Insecta; Orthoptera; Gryllidae. The record is from the annotation of a GenBank genome assembly.